CACACACACACACACACACACACACACUGCGGUGCUUUUGUUUAAAAUGCUGUGCGUCCCACGUCGGUCCGUCUGACGUGAAGCCAGAAGAGGCGAGGUGGCUCGUGAAUAGACUGUUUGCGUCGCUCCGGAGGCUUUAUCCCCACCGGCAGGUGAAAGCCGUCAUCAGCGCACCUGUCGGCCACGCCCACUCCUGCCCGCGGUCUAGUGUCGCCUCGGCUCCGUGUGGGAAAUGGCAGCGGCGACCAUUUCGAUCGAACAAGACCAGUUCUGGUGCUCGGUGUGCCUGGAGGUCCUCCGGGACCCGGUGACGAUCCCCUGCGGGCACAGCUACUGCCUGCGGUGCAUCGAGGACUACUGGGACGGGCCCAAGCAGAAGGGCGCGUACACCUGCCCGCAGUGCCGCCAGGCGUUCGCCCCCAGGCCGCUGCUGAGUCGGAACCACGUCCUCGGGGAGGUGGUGGAGAAGUUCCAACGGUCCGGGGGAGAGGAGGCGAGCUGCAGCGCGUGCACGGGGAGGAAGAGCAAAGCCGUUAAAUCGUGCCUGGUGUGCUCGGAGUCUUACUGCGCGCCUCACCUGAGGGUCCACGAAGACCGCUUCCGGGGGAGGAUCCACAAGCUGGUUCCAGCCGGGGAGCCGCUGAGACCGAAGCUGUGCGCGCACCACGACAAAGCGCUGAGGCUGUUCUGCCGCACGGACCAGCAGUGCGUGUGUUCCCAGUGCGUCCAGGAGAGACACAAGGACCACGACGCGGUGCCCGCGGUGGAGGAGCGAGCGACACAACAGAAAAAACUCCAAGAAGCCUCGUUGAAGUCCGUGCAGAAAUUGAAGGACACCGAGAAGGAACUGAGAUAUCUGGUCAGAUACAUCAAGCACUCCACGCAGGCCACCGUGGAGGAAAGUGAGAGGGUUUUCGCCAAGCUGAUCCGCGCCAUAGAGAAGCAGAGCAGCGAUGUGACGGAGGUGAUGAGGGUCCAGGAGAGAGCAGCCGUCAGUCAGGCGGAGGAGCUGCUGGAGACGAUCCAGAAGCAGCUCGUCGAGCUCAGAAGGACCGACGCUGAGCUGGAGAAGGUUUCUCGCACUGAGGACCACAUCCAAUUCUUUCAGAAGAUCAAGUCUCUUAAUUUCCCCGCAAAGACGGCGGCGAUGCCGAGCUCCGACGCACUGCAGUACACAAUGUACAAAACAAUGAGAGGAGCGCUGGCGGACCUGAAAGGCGGUCUGGAUGAAAUCCUCGAAAAAGAAUUCAACAGGAUCUCUGAUAAAGGUGUGUUAUCUAUUUCGCACGUGAUCACUAUAAAACAGUAUUUACUGUUCACAAAACAAAUCACAAGAGUUUGUUCUACAUUUCUAGUCAUUUCAUUGAAGGAAACCAGCAAUCAAAGUACCGCCGAAAAGAGGAAAGGUACGCGGGACUCGGGGGCUACUAAUCGACUGAAACGGAAACUGUGUCUAAUACUUGUUUGUCCUACAGCAAAAGACGCUGACAUACCGUAUAACUCUGAACCGAAGACGAGAGCCGACUUUCUGCACUAUUCCAACGACUUGACCCUGGACCCAAACACGGCCAACCCCUACCUGAGCUUCUCCGACGGUCGCAGAGGGGUGACCACGCGCUCAGAGCCACAGCCCUACCCGGACCACCCGCACCGCUUCACCAGCUGGGCCCAGGUGCUGGGCCGGGCCGGCAUGGCCGGACGCUGCUACUGGGAGGUGGAGUGGGCCGGCAGCGGAGGGGUCUCCAUCGGCGUCUGUUACAAAAACAUGGGCAGGAGCGGCGGCGGGAGCGACAGCAAGCUGGGACACAACUCCAGGUCGUGGAGCCUGGACUGCUCUCCCUCGGACUGCUUCUUUCAGCACAAUAAGGAGCGAGUGACCGUCGGCGCCGCCUGCUGCAGCAGGAUAGGAGUGUAUCUGGACUUCAGGGGCGGGACUUUGUCUUUCUAUAACGUCUCUGAUGCGAUGGUGUUGCUCCAUAAAGUGAAGACUACGUUUGCCCAGCCUGUGUAUGCAGGUUUCUGGGUGGGUUUGAGUUCUACUUUGAGGCUGUGUGCUCUUUAAAUGCAGAGAUUAGUGCAGUUCAUCGAAAGUUCAAGUAACUUUGUUAGAGCGCUGGACCCAGCAUUACAGUAAACAUGUAAACACCUUAUGGCAUUUGUUUGGAUCUGCAAAGGUAAGACAGGGUUUAUUAAAUAAACUAUUUCUAAAGAAUCAUUUGUACAUGAAAGCUAUUUUACUUAAUUACAUUUCAAGCUGUGGAAAGAGCACACGGUCAUGCCAAUAGUUCUUUUUGCAUAAUUUUUUAUGAUGUCAACUUACAUUAAACUUUUAAAUAUUU
This is a messenger RNA of Gasterosteus aculeatus aculeatus (three-spined stickleback), 2339 nucleotides long. Lineage: Eukaryota; Metazoa; Chordata; Actinopteri; Perciformes; Gasterosteidae. The record is from RefSeq and is a predicted model, not a curated record.